Molecule: messenger RNA, 438 nt
Organism: Benincasa hispida (wax gourd)
Lineage: Eukaryota; Viridiplantae; Streptophyta; Magnoliopsida; Cucurbitales; Cucurbitaceae
Source: RefSeq, a predicted model, not a curated record
AUGGAGGAGGCCAAGGAGGCUGAGGUUGCAUUGGAGACCCCUGCCAUUGUGUUGGAGGAGGUUGCAGAGGAGGCGCAACCAGAAGUGGCUGAAAAGAAAAAGAAGAAUAACAACAACAAGGGAAAGAAGGCUGGAGAGGCUGAAUCUUCACAUCAUCGCAGGGUAAGAAAGAACAAAGAGCAAAAGGAUGAUUAUGAAAAUGAAGAGGCUAAGAAGGAGAGAAAGAGAAGGGAUAAAGAAGAAAGAAAAUUGCGCCGGCAUGAAGAGAGGCAUUUAAGAAAAGCAGAGGAAGAAAAACAGAGGGCUACGAGCCCUGAGAAGGAUGAAGAAUCGACCUCUGUAAGGGAGGAUAGGGGGGAAACAGCACAGUUGAUGGAAUCGGUGCAACCCGAAACAACGCAAAUGGUUGUGACCGAUGAAGGAGAAGAAACGAAAUGA